GCGCUGCUUGCUAUAUACAGUGAAGUAAGGUCCAUGUGCAGUGAAAGUAUUGUCAGGCUUUUCUAUUAUGUUCUCUCUUCCCCUCUCUUCCCUUUGCUUUCCUUUACCCUCUUCUUCCUUUUCCAUCUCUCUCUCACACCCAUAUCUGCAUUCUUCCCCCUUCAAUCUAUACUCCCCUGUCCUUUUUAUCCUUGGCUCAAAUGAAUCUCAACAAGUUAUCUCACUGAAACUUUUCAAUACCUAUCUCAAACUCUCUAGUCAACCGUGUCGACGAUGAACCACCGGAGCUCAGGCAAAGCGCGUAUCCCAAGCGCCUACGCUGGGGGCUACCAGGAGCAUAUCAAGAAUCGGCUCGAGAGUGUCGACCUGCCCGAAAAGAAAAUCCGCAUGCAGUCAGCCUAUUCGAAGAGACAGUUGGAUAUUAUACGUAGUGUCAUCGUUUAUCAAGGUGUUCAAGCCCUUGGCGCUGGCCACGCAAAGUGUCGAGCUUGCGUAGGUGGGCAAACGGUUGAGCUGAGGUGCUCUAUCUGUGAGCAGGUCAAGAGUUUGGACGAGUUCGCGAAGAGCCAGAGACAGGAGCACGAGUUCGCAAGAUGUUUUCAAUGUGUACAGCAGUACGUAGAGACUGAGCCUGUUAUCGACGAGCAGAAACUGCUUAUCGAGAAUGACUUUUCUACGGUCCAGGAUACCAUGAGUCAAGUUGAUGAUGCAUCCUUGGGCGGACCAAGUCGUCAAAUCCCCAUGAGUUCUGGCGAUGACGAUGAGGAUGUCUCGGUCGCGGGAGGUGUCUGGAUUGAGCCAGAGCGUCUCUCCCACUCUAGCGAUAAGGGCAACGGGGCUGACUUGUUUGGAUACGACUUCCGUCGCGGCACAAAUGAAAAUUUGUCUGUCCACAGUGGCUGGUCAUCGUGGGCAAUAAAGGAAGCUUCAGCAGUAACACCCGCUACUUUGUCAAAGAAGAAAGAUUCGGCAUUUGCGAAGGUGCCCGGUUAUCGGGAGGAGAGAGUCGGCGGAGUCCCACGGCAUUUACAACUUGAAGCUGCCGGUCGAGCGCCUCCCGUAGACGACGAAGAGGAGGAGGAAGCUGGUGUUGAAGAUUUCUUGUGAACCAUGGAAUGACUUGGGAGGAUCUUGGUUCCUCAUGCCCGCAAUCCCAAGAUGUACCUAUAUCAACAAAUACACAUAC
Messenger RNA from Aspergillus ochraceoroseus IBT 24754, 1186 nucleotides. RefSeq lists its product as uncharacterized. The record is from RefSeq and is a predicted model, not a curated record. The coding region runs from base 274 to 1107 and encodes 277 amino acids. NCBI's taxonomy places the organism in Eukaryota, Fungi, Ascomycota, Eurotiomycetes, Eurotiales, Aspergillaceae. The transcript is spliced from 6 exons.